AUGACUGAUGUCUUGAGCUACCCCUGGUUCGUAACUCAGGGAGGCGAUCUUGGCGCUUUCAUCACUCGCUGGAUGGCAAUUCAGCACCCCAGUGUUAUACGAGCGCAACAUUUCAAUACGUUCCCGGCGCCCACCCCAGCUUUCGGUGCCGCGCCCUUUGCUUAUCUUCGCCUGCGUAUGUCCGGCGUACUCUACUCAAAAUACGAAAAGAGACUUUUGAAGACUCGCAGUGUCUUUCACAGAGACCAGAGCGCAUACAUCGACAUGCAGGAAACACGGCCUCAGACUUUGGGCUUUGCACUAGGCGACUCCCCCAUCGGUCUGCUGGCGUGGUUCGUGGAGAAGCUUCAAUCUUGGGUCGAUGUACCCGAAGCGUUGAGCAACGACGACAUCAUCAACUUGGUCAUGAUGCACUGGAUUCAAGGGGCAACCCCAGGUUUGCGGUUCUUCAGAGAGGCGUUUGGAGAUAGGCGGGAAGCUGACAAAGCCUUUGACGGGCAUCUCAGUUCUCACGGGCGUGAGCCUCUUUCCCGGAGAGAUCCUGCCAUGUCCAAAGGACUGGGCCAAGCAACUUGCAAACAUCAUCUUUUGGCGCCAGCAUGA
Colletotrichum aenigma is the source of this 603-nucleotide messenger RNA. RefSeq names its product putative epoxide hydrolase. The record is from RefSeq and is a predicted model, not a curated record. Gene Ontology annotation, biological process: epoxide metabolic process. Bases 1 to 603 code for a protein of 200 amino acids. Lineage: Eukaryota; Fungi; Ascomycota; Sordariomycetes; Glomerellales; Glomerellaceae. The transcript is spliced from 2 exons. Gene Ontology annotation, molecular function: epoxide hydrolase activity.